CCUCAGCGGGCGUUAAUGCGGGAUGAGCGAUCAAAAGAAGGAAGAAACUAUGCCUUCUGAGGGAGAAAAAUCUCCUGAGGCUGAGAACAACAAUAAGAAGAACAAAAUUGGAGCUUCUCAGGAUUCUCAGCCCUCCCCUCUGGCUCUGUUGGCAGCAACUUGCAGUAAAAUAGGAACUCCUGGUGAGAAUCAAUCAACUGGACAACAGAUUAUUAUAGAUCCAGGUCAGGGUUUGGUUCAGCUUCAGAGCCAACCACAGCAGUUAGAAUUAGUGACAACUCAACUUGCUGGAAAUGCUUGGCAACUUGUUGCAGCUCCUCCUGCUUCAAAAGAAAACAACAACCAGCAAAUAUCUUCUGUUGUUUCAACUGCAGGUACCUCCAAUAGCAACAAUGGAAAUGUAUCCCCCUCAAAAACUAAACCAAGCAAUUUUUCUGGAGUAACUCCAGGACAAUUUCAGGUUAUCCAAGUUCAGAAUUCAGGUGGUAGCAUUCAAUACCAAGUGAUUCCACAAAUUCAGACAACAGAAGGUCAACAAAUUCAGAUAAAUCCUGCUAAUGCCACAGCUCUGCAAGAUAUACAGAGUCAGAUUCAGCUUAUUCCUGCAGGGAAUAAUCAAGCUAUUAUCACAACUACAAAUAGGACAGCUUCUGGGAAUAUUAUUGCUCAGAAUUUGGCAAAUCAAACAGUGCCUAUUCAGAUUAGGCCUGGUGUUUCUAUUCCAUUGCAGCUACCUAUUGCUGGUACUCAAGCUCAAGUUGUAACUUCAUUGCCUAUAAAUAUUGGGGGAGUGACUCUAGCAUUACCUGUAAUAAAUGUUGCAGCAGGUACUAGUUCUGGACAAGUUGUCCAAUCCACUGAUAGUGGACUGUCCAAUGGAAACCAACUAUUGUCCACACCUGUUGCAACAACUUCUGUUAGUGCUAUGCCUGAAUCUUCUACUUCCACAUGCACAACUACAGCCUCCACAUCAUUAACAAGCACUGAAACAUUAGUUGCUCCUGGAGAAACAGGCCAGUAUGCAAGCACAGCAAACAGUUCUGAAACUAAUACUGAAGAAACUCAAACUACCACGUCUGAAACAGAGGCACAAAGUUCUAGUCAGCUUCAAUCCAAUGGAUUGCAAAAUAUGCAGGAUCAGUCAAAUUCACUGCAACAGGUUCAAAUAGUAGGCCAACCUAUUCUCCAGCAGAUCCAGAUCCAACAGCCUCAGCAGCAGAUCAUUCAAGCAAUUUCUCCACAGUCUUUCCAGCUUCAGUCAGGACAAACUAUUCAAGCUAUUCAGCAACAGUCAUUGCAAAAUGUUCAGCUGCAAGCAAUGAAUCCAACACAAGUACUCAUAAGAGCACCAACUUUAACCCCAUCAGGACAAAUCAGCUGGCAGACAGUUCAAGUCCAAAAUCUUCAAAGUCUUUCAAAUCUCCAAGUUCAAAAUGCUGGGCUACCCCAGCAAUUAACUAUUACCCCUGUAUCUUCAAGUGGUGGUACAAUUGCUCAGAUAGCACCAGUAGCUGUUGCUGGUACACCAAUAACACUUAAUGCUGCUCAGAUUGCUUCAGUGCCUAAUCUUCAAACAGUAAGUGUAGCCAACUUGGGUGCUGCAGGUGUUCAAGUACAAGGAGUGCCAGUCACUAUUACAAGUGUUGCAGGUCAACAACAAGGACAGGAUGGAGGAAUGAAAGUACAACAAGCAACAAUAGCUCCUGUAACUGUAGCAGUUGGAGGUAUAGCUAAUGCAGCAAUGGGUGCAGUUAGUCCUGAUCAAAUAACUCAAGUGCAGCUGCAACAAGCUCAGCAAGCAUCUGAUCAAGACAUGCAACCUGGCAAAAGAUUAAGAAGAGUUGCUUGUUCAUGUCCUAAUUGUAGAGAAGGGGAUGGAAGAAGCAGCAAUGAACCAGGAAAAAAGAAACAACAUAUCUGCCAUAUUGAAGGCUGUGGAAAAGUAUAUGGGAAAACAUCUCAUCUUCGGGCACAUCUUCGCUGGCAUACAGGGGAAAGGCCAUUUGUGUGCAAUUGGAUCUUCUGUGGGAAAAGAUUUACAAGAAGUGAUGAAUUGCAGAGACAUAGACGAACCCAUACAGGGGAGAAAAGAUUUGAAUGUCCAGAGUGUUCUAAAAGAUUUAUGCGAAGUGAUCAUCUCUCCAAGCAUGUCAAAACACAUCAGAACAAGAAGGGUGGAGGAACAGCCCUUGCUAUCGUUACCUCAGGUGAAUUGGACCCUUCAGUUACUGAGGUUCUUGGAUCUCCAAGGAUUGUCACAGUAGCAGCCAUUUCUCAAGAUUCAAAUCCAGCAACUCCAAAUGUUUCAGCAAACAUGGAGGAAUUCUGAAAUAAUGUUACAUAGAUGCCUAGAACUGCACUUAAGUUUACAUACUUUUCAAGAUAUGAAAGUGGGCUGAUAAAAGUGUAUUACAGAGCAGGAAAUCAUGUAUUCAGUCUUGAUUACUAUAAGUAUAUCAAGCUGGAAAAUUAGCAUAAAAAGUGUACUUUGUACAAUAAGACAACGUUAAGAAAG
Messenger RNA from Notechis scutatus (mainland tiger snake), 2515 nucleotides. RefSeq names its product Sp4 transcription factor (gene SP4). The record is from RefSeq and is a predicted model, not a curated record. NCBI's taxonomy places the organism in Eukaryota, Metazoa, Chordata, Lepidosauria, Squamata, Elapidae.